UUUAGCAAAUAAAUUAAAAAUUAUUGAAAAUUAACUAACCCAAUCGUUUGGAAAUCAUUUGGAGAUAUUUGGAAAAAACUUUUCAGAGUUUGGAAAACCAUACAUUAAUCACAAUUAAUUAAAAUCAAUUAAGCGUAUAAUUAGCAGAAAGUAUUUAAAAAAUAUUUUUUUUUAAUCCAAUCGCUCCAGAAUCAUUUGGAUAAUGUGUCCAUAUAAUUUUUAUUAUUUGGAAAACAACUGUAUUUUAAUAAAAAUUAAUUAAAGGUCAAUAUUUCGUUUUAAUGUCUGCACCAUAGUGCAAUAAAGGGCACAUACUUCUCAGCUGACGACGAGUGGCAAGACUGGCAAGAAAUCAACAACCUAAUCUACAGUUUGCUCAUAAAAUUCUCGUAAAAUGUCUGCAAUUAAAGUUACAACUAGAAGUGGAGCCAAAUAUUCGCGAGUCUCGCAUUAUACGAUGCCAGAGAAAAGAAAAAGGUGUCCGAAAAUUUCUACGUCGAUAUGAAUUCAAAGGGAUUGAAAAGAAUGCUUGGACGACACAUCGCUUAUAGCGAUGUAAGUACCUUAACUAGAAGGUGCAUUUUGAGCAUCAAUAAACCCAGUCCCGAUUUGUUUCUUGUCGUACGGCUCGAGAAAGUAUUGCAGGGCGAUAUAUCGGAGUGUCCCGAACCAUAUUUACGCGAAGAUAAAAAUAAAGAUAAGGUCAGAGCUGCCGCAGCUGCUGCGUGCGAAUGCCUGGGUCGUUAUAGAAUGCCUCUUGCGUGGACUGCAAUUUAUCUGUCUGGUGUAAUCGGAUGCGGUGGUGAUACGGAUAGCACUGCUGGAUCUUUAGACAGAAAGUCGGGCGGUCUGGAACAGUGGCGAAAAAAAGUGGAACCGCCGACGCGACGUGGUUUGCUAGAAAGACCGAGUUUGGAUAAAAGACGUAGUUGGUCGCCGGACGAUUUUACCAAUUGCCUCGAUAGCUUUAGGCCCAUUACUUUAACAGUCUCGAGUUUCUUCAAGCAGGAAAGCGAACGACUUCGCGAUGAAGAUCUUUAUAAGUUUUUGGUUGAACUACGAAGACCUGGUUCCAACUUGAAACGAUUAAAAUGCUUACCAGGGAUUUGAAAUUGGAUCUCAGUCCCAGACCCAAAGAACUACCGAGAUGUCUUGAUCCCGACCUUAGAAGAUUAGUUCCAUAUCCGGAUGAAAAGAAUCGACCGGUUAAGGAGAUAGUCUCGAGUUUACAGACGAAGUUGUUUCGCCCGAUUUAACGUAUCGUAAUCUUCUAUAUCUUUAUCCCAAAGUGCAUAUCGAAUAAAAUUGUACGAUCAUCCUUCUUGUAUAUUAGUAUUUAUAUAAUUUAUAUAUAAAUAAAAUUUGUCAUUUAUAUAUAAAUUUUAUAUACAUAUACAUACAUAAUUGAUUUCUAUCGUCUCUAACUAACUGCGCAGUAAUGUAAUAGUACUAUAAUGUAUUAUUGUACCUUAUUGUUUAUAAUAAUAAAUCAGUAAAGUCAGAGACACAUACGUUGGUAAUUGUCUUUCUCUUUUCUUUACCCUCUCGGGUACGAUGGAGAGGGAACGUCUACGAAAACUGGAUGUAUAGUAAUAAAGUCGACUGCGUCGAUCCGGUAC
This is a messenger RNA of Temnothorax curvispinosus, 1619 nucleotides long. Its product is annotated as dedicator of cytokinesis protein 6-like. Gene Ontology annotation, biological process: small GTPase-mediated signal transduction; positive regulation of GTPase activity. The record is from RefSeq and is a predicted model, not a curated record. Gene Ontology annotation, molecular function: guanyl-nucleotide exchange factor activity. The transcript is spliced from 4 exons. NCBI's taxonomy places the organism in Eukaryota, Metazoa, Arthropoda, Insecta, Hymenoptera, Formicidae. Bases 502 to 1110 code for a protein of 202 amino acids.